Messenger RNA from Dicrocoelium dendriticum, 258 nucleotides. The record is from the annotation of a GenBank genome assembly. NCBI's taxonomy places the organism in Eukaryota, Metazoa, Platyhelminthes, Trematoda, Plagiorchiida, Dicrocoeliidae.
AUGUUGGCAGCUAGGAUUCUAAGAAAAGCUGCUAAUGUGCUAAGUUCGAACGUCGUGAGUGCGCACUUCACGUCGACUCGAGCAGGAAUAACCUGGGAGUUCUAUUGCGAGUACAACCGUAGCGUCUGGCAGCGUGCUGUGAAGCUGACGGCCACGGCCCUACGAGUUUCGGGUGGGGGCGGGGGGGGGGGGAGGGGGGGGGGGGGGGGGGGGGGGGGGGGCAAUUCCCACAAUAAGUUCUCGGUUUGUGAAAAGUAA